GACAGUGACUACGGCCAGCCGAGCCACCCGCAGUUAUGUCAGGUUUUAAAACAGUAUUCCCUGAAGGCAAGAAAGACAAGAUGAUCCUGGAAAUGCUCAACCCAAUGCAUUACAAUCUCACCAGCAUGGUACCUGAGGCAAUGCCAGCUGCUACUAUGCCAAUCCUCCUCCUCACCUGCUUUCUCCUCAUGAUUUGGAGUUAUGAAGACACUUCCUCAAUACCAGGUCCUGGCUACUGUAUGGGAAUUGGGCCCCUCCUUUCACAUGGCAGAUUCCUAUGGAUGGGAAUAGGCAGUGCCUGUAACUAUUACAACAAGAUGUAUGGUGAAUUUAUGAGAGUAUGGAUCGCUGGAGAGGAGACACUCAUUAUAAGCAAGUCUUCAAGUAUGUUCCAUAUAAUGAAACAUAGUCACUAUAUUUCUAGAUUUGGAAGCAAACUUGGGUUACAGUGCAUUGGAAUGCAUGAAAAUGGUGUCAUAUUUAAUAACAACCCAGAUCUCUGGAAAGUUAUUCGACCUUUCUUUACAAAAGCUUUGUCUGGGCCAGGCCUUGUGCGCAUGGUGGCUGUUUGUGUUAACUCAACUAUAAUUCAUCUGGACAAACUGGAGGAUGUCACCAAUGAAUUGGGUUAUGUCAAUGUGCUGAACCUCAUGAGACGCAUUAUGUUGGAUACCUCCAAUGUCCUCUUCUUGGGGAUCCCUCUGGAUGAAAAUGCCAUUGUGAUCAAAAUACAGAGCUAUUUUGAUGCUUGGCAAGCUCUCCUUCUGAAACCAGACAUCUUCUUUAAAAUAUCUUGGCUAUACAAGAAGUAUGAAAAGUCUGUCAAGGAUUUGAAGGAUGCCCUAGAAAUUUUAAUAGAGGAAAAAAGACACAGACUUUCCACAGAUGAUAAACUGGAAGAUUGUAUGGAUUUUGCUUCACAAUUGAUUUUUGCCCAGGGGCGUGGAGACUUGACAGGUGAGAAUGUGAACCAAUGCAUUCUGGAAAUGUUGAUCGCUGCCCCUGACACUCUGUCUGUCACUGUGUACUUCAUGCUACUGUUGAUUGCAAAGCAUCCAAAGGUUGAAGAAGCAGUAAUGAAUGAAAUCCAGACAGUUAUUGGUGAGAGAGACAUUAAGUUUGGUGAUGUGCAAAAAUUAAAAGUGGUUGAAAGUUUCAUUUAUGAGAGCCUGAGAUACCAACCUGUUGUGGACUUGGUCAUGCGCAAGGCUUUGCAAGAUGAUGUGAUUGAUGGUUAUCCAGUGAAAAGGGGAACUAACAUUAUCUUGAAUAUUGGAAGGAUGCAUAGACUUGAGUUUUUCCCCAAACCGAAUGAAUUUACUCUUGAAAACUUUGCAAAGAAUGUUCCUCAUCGUUAUUUUCAACCAUUUGGUUUUGGCCCCCGUGGUUGUGCAGGAAAAUAUAUUGCCAUGGUAAUGAUGAAAGUCAUCCUUGUUACAGUUCUGAGGAGGUUCCACGUGCAGACAUUGACAGGAUGUUGUCUUGAACGCAUUCAGAAAAAAAAUGACUUGUCUUUGCAUCCAGAUGAGACUAGGGACUUUCUGGAAAUGAUUUUUAUUCCAAGAAAUUCAGAAAAAUGCCAAGAAUAAUAAAGAUGAUUAUUCAGCAUCUUCUUGAAAACAUUCCUCAUCUGUAGUUCAUCUGACAAACAUCCACCCUUCCCAGGUAGUAUCAUUCUUAUGAUGAAUAUUUAGCUGCCUAUAAUGUUUUGCAGGCCCAGGACUUACAGAUUGUUAGCAAACUGGAAUUCUGUCAUCUUC
Messenger RNA from Phascolarctos cinereus (koala), 1760 nucleotides. RefSeq names its product cytochrome P450 family 19 subfamily A member 1 (gene CYP19A1). Gene Ontology annotation, cellular component: endoplasmic reticulum. Lineage: Eukaryota; Metazoa; Chordata; Mammalia; Diprotodontia; Phascolarctidae. Gene Ontology annotation, biological process: response to estradiol; female gonad development. Gene Ontology annotation, molecular function: iron ion binding; heme binding; aromatase activity. The record is from RefSeq and is a predicted model, not a curated record.